CCCACCGCUGUGGCCGCUGUGAAGGAAGGGGACGCGAUGGCUGGGCCGGCAUGGAUCUCCAAAGUCUCUCGGCUGCUGGGGGCAUUCCACAACCCAAAACAGGUGACCAGAGGUUUUUCUGGUGGCGUUCAGACGGUAACUUUAAUUCCAGGAGAUGGCAUUGGCCCAGAAAUCUCAGCUGCAGUUAUGAAGAUUUUUGAUGCUGCCAAAGCACCUAUUCAGUGGGAGGAGCGGAAUGUCACUGCCAUCCAAGGACCAGGAGGAAAGUGGAUGAUCCCCCCAGAAGCCAAAGAGUCCAUGGAUAAGAACAAGAUGGGCUUGAAAGGCCCUUUAAAGACCCCAAUAGCAGCUGGUCACCCAUCUAUGAAUUUAUUGCUGCGUAAAACAUUUGACCUUUAUGCCAACGUCCGACCAUGUGUCUCAAUCGAAGGCUAUAAAACCCCUUACACAGAUGUAAAUAUUGUCACCAUUCGCGAGAACACGGAGGGAGAGUAUAGUGGCAUUGAGCAUGUGAUCGUCGAUGGAGUCGUGCAGAGUAUCAAGCUUAUCACUGAGCAGGCGAGCAAGCGCAUUGCUGAGUUUGCCUUUGAGUAUGCCCGGAACAACCACCGGAGCAAUGUCACAGCUGUCCACAAAGCCAACAUCAUGCGAAUGUCAGAUGGGCUUUUUCUGCAAAAAUGCAGGGAAGUUGCAGAAAACUGUAAAGAUAUUAAAUUUAAUGAGAUGUACCUUGAUACAGUAUGUUUGAAUAUGGUACAAGAUCCGUCCCAGUUUGAUGUUCUUGUUAUGCCGAAUUUAUAUGGAGACAUCCUUAGUGACCUGUGUGCUGGACUGAUUGGAGGUCUUGGUGUGACGCCAAGUGGCAACAUUGGAGCUAACGGAGUUGCAAUCUUUGAGUCGGUUCAUGGAACUGCCCCGGAUAUAGCAGGCAAGGACAUGGCCAACCCCACUGCCCUCCUGCUCAGCGCCGUGAUGAUGCUGCGCCACAUGGGGCUUUAUGACCAGGCUGCCAAGAUUGAGGCUGCGUGUUUUGCUACAAUUAAAGAUGGAAAGGCUCCCUGAUUAAACUGCAGGGUGUAGGUGCAAGCACACGCGUGCAUUUUCUGAGGAGAGCAUCAGGUAUUUCAUCAGAUAAAGGUAUGAAGCACUGAUAUAGAGGCAUCCAUGUCCAGUGGAAAGAGCAGUGAUUUGGGAGUCAGAGUCAGGAUUAGGCCCAAUUUUCCUAUCGUAUCCUAUCCUAAUUAGCUAUUUGAUCUUGGCCAAGUCUGUUAAUUUUCUAGGCAGCUUUUCCCUCCUCUCAACAAACAUCUGUUGAGUUUACAUUAUGGGGUAUGAAGAAUAUAAUAAAAUGAUGAAUAGUAUAAGGUCCCGGGUCUCAAGGAGCUUGGAAUCUAACAACAAAUAUAGAUGCGAUGUGCCUAUCAUAUAGUGAUAUUAUAUGUUAUACUAUGUACAUCUGUAAUACAGAACUUUUAUAAAAGUAAUAAUAAUGGCUAAUAUUUAUUGUAUACUUACACAAUUCUAUGUUCUUUAUAACUAUCAUCUCAGCAAAUCUUCUGUAUAUGAAGUAGCUACUGUAAGUAAUCCCAUUUUAUAGAUGAGGAAACAGGCAUGAAGAGAUUAAGUAAUUUCUUCAAGGUCUCACAGCUCCUAAAUGGCAAAGUUAGGGUUCACAUCCAGUCUGGUUCUUGCCCAACAAGCUUCACUGCCUCCAUAAGCAGCUUUGGCCCAUGGAAGAGGGUGCAAUGGAUUCUUCUGGAAGUGAGAGGAGGGUGGAAGAGAUCAUGGCUUCCCAAGGCUGGGCCUUGCGGGCUGAUCCUUAGUCUGGGGUCCCUUCUUUUUUUUAAAAGUUCUGUAAUUUGAGAUUACUUCUUAUGGCCAAAAUACAAGUAAUCCAAGCUUGUUUUUAAUAGCCUGAUAGUCAUAUUGGAGGUAUAUGAUGUUACUGUUUUUUUAUUCCAAAGCUGCAUUUGGGAUUUUACACUGUAGAACCCAGCAGAGAGAAACCUAAAUUACACAGUAGUCCUUUUUAAUUGUGUAGGAUGCAAAGGCACAGAAGAAUCUGUUCCGGGGUGAAGAGAGGAUAAGCUGGUAGAAAACAGAUCAGCCUUAUGAGAGACUUUCUUUCCUAAGGGAGGAGGUUUAAGAGUUAGUGAUUUAAGUAUUUCCUUGGUAUUUGUUUCCUUGCCUCCAAAGAUGGAUCAGAACAUAUCCUAAGUUUUAAAAAUUCCCCCAAGGACUUCAUGAAACCUUUUGUUUAGAUCUGCUUUUAUUUAAAUGUCCAUAAUCAACAAAUAUUUUCUUAGGGUCUUUGAAUGUGUAUUUUCUUAGGGUCUAUUGAAUGUCCAAAGGGAAAGUUUUGUGAAAGCCUCCCUGCUUCCUUUUGUAGUGACAGCACCUUAUUUUUUUCAGAGUGUUUUCUUGUACGCUAUCUGUUGGGUUUUCCCAAUGCUCCUGGGGAAGGUAACAGUGGUAGGGUGGGGCCUCUCUUUAAAAUGAAGAACAAAAUGAGUGAGAGUAGCCAAGUAGCUUGCUCAGCUGGUGUUUCUGAGGCCUUUAAGUGAAAAUAGCCUUGGUUUGGUUUAGUGCAUGUAUACAUUUUCAUCUCUGCCUUUUCCUUUUCUCAGAGCUUAACAAAAGAUCUCGGAGGCAAUGCAAAGUGCUCAGACUUCACAGAAGAAAUCUGUCGCCGAGUAAAAGAUUUAGAUUAAUGCUCCUACCAGUGGUGUUUACACCAAUCACUCUGAAUGGACACCAUAUAAAUCUAUAUUUAGAAACCUACCGUAUAUAUGCAUUUGGUUUGCUUGUUUCUUGACAGAGUACAUUUUUGGGUCUGGCCUCUUCUUAACAGAAUCUGUGCAAAAGAUGCAAGUGAUACCCCUAGGCCUGCUUUCAAGGGACUUUUUCCAAGUGCUGUUUUAUUUAUUAAAUGUCUAUCUAGUAAACAUUUUUUUGUAAACUUUAAUAAGAGGAU
Molecule: messenger RNA, 2974 nt
Organism: Trichechus manatus latirostris (Florida manatee)
Lineage: Eukaryota; Metazoa; Chordata; Mammalia; Sirenia; Trichechidae
Gene: IDH3A
Product: isocitrate dehydrogenase (NAD(+)) 3 catalytic subunit alpha
Exons: 11
Coding region: 37-1062 (341 amino acids)
Biological process (GO): tricarboxylic acid cycle; isocitrate metabolic process
Cellular component (GO): mitochondrion
Molecular function (GO): isocitrate dehydrogenase (NAD+) activity; magnesium ion binding; NAD binding
Source: RefSeq, a predicted model, not a curated record